ACGGCUGUAGAGGUGGCGGCUCGGCUGGGUGCCCGCGGCUGAGCUGCAGAGGUUUUUCCUGUGAGAAUUACCAGCAACAUUUCAUAAUGGGGGACAUUCUGGCUCAUGAAUCCGAAUUACUUGGACUGGUGAGAGAGUAUUUAAAUUUUGCCGAAUUUGAAGACACUUUGAAAAUAUUUUCCAAAGAGUGCAAAAUGAAAGGAAAACCGUUAUCUAAAACAGUGGGUGGACCUUUAAGAGACUCCACAUCGUUGAUGAUCCAGAAGGAUCUCAUUGCUGCAUUUGACAGUGGACACCAGAAGGCAUUCUUCGAUCUGUGGAAGGAGCACAUUCCUGGUUCAAUCCGAGAUGGGGACGCCCUUGCCCAGAAGUUGGAAUUCUAUCUUCACAUCCAUUUUGCCAUCUAUCUUCUGAAACACUCUGUAGGAAAACCUGACAAAGAGGAGUUGGAUGAAAGAAUUUCUUAUUUCAAAACCUACCUGGAGACCAAAGGGGCAGCACUGAGCCAGACAACAGAGUUUCUUCCUUACUAUGCCCUUCCUUUUGUUCCCAACCCUAUGGUACACCCGUCCUUUAAAGAACUCUUCCAGGAUUCCUGGACUCCAGAGUUAAAGUUGAAGUUGGAAAAGUUUCUGGCUUUAAUUUUUAAAGCUGGUCACAUGCCAAGGCUUUUAACACUCUGUAAGGAAAAUGGACCAAGUAACAAAGAAAUGUUGCAGCAGCUCCACCAGCAGCUGCUAGAAGCUGAACGGAGGUCAAUGACAUACCUGAAACGGUACAAUAAGAUCCAGGCCGACUACCACAAUCUCAUUGGAGUCACGGCAGAGCUGGUGGAUUCUCUGGAGGCCACAGUUAGUGGCAAGAUGAUCACUCCCGAAUACCUUCAGAGUGUCUGCGUCCGCCUCUUCAGUAACCAGAUGCGGCAGAGCCUGGCUCACAGCGUGGACUUCACGAGGCCCGGCACGGCUUCAACCAUGUUAAGAGCCUCCUUGGUGCCUGCGAAAUUGAAGGAUGUCCCAUUACUGCCCUCCCUGGAUUAUGAAAAACUGAAGAAGGAUUUAAUUUUUGGAAGUGACCGCUUGAAAGCAUUCUUGUUGCAGGCUCUGCGCUGGCGCUUGACCACUUCCCAUCCUGGAGAGCAGAGGGAGACUGUCCUGCAAGCUUACAUCAGCAAUGACCUCUUGGACUGUCACAGCAACAACCAGAGGAGCGUGCUACAGCUGCUGCAGUCGCAGAGCGAGGCAGUACGCCAAUACAUGGCCCGGCUCAUCAACGCCUUCGCAUCACUCGCAGAAGGCCGCCUCUACCUUGCCCAGAACACAAAGGUGCUGAGGAUGCUGGAGGAAAGGCUGAAGGAGGAAAACAAGGACGUCAUCACCAGAGAGAAUAUCCUUGGGGCCUUACAGAAGUUCAGCCUCAGGCGCCCGCUGCAGACGGUGAUGAUUCGGGACGGCCUCAUCUUCUGGCUGAUUGACAUUCUCAAGGACCCCGACUGCCUGUCUGACUACACGCUGGAGUACUCGGUGGCCCUGCUUAUGAACCUCUGCCUCCGGAGUGCAGGGAAGAACAUGUGCGCCAAGGUGGCAGGCCUCGUGCUCAAAGUUCUUUCAGAUCUACUUGGCCACGAAAACCACGAGAUACAGCCGUAUGUGAAUGGAGCUCUGUACAGCAUCCUUUCGAUUCCAUCCAUUCGCGAGGAAGCCAGAGCAAUGGGAAUGGAAGACAUUCUGCGCUGCUUCAUCAAAGAAGGCAAUGCUGAAAUGAUUCGGCAGAUAGAAUUUAUCAUCAAGCAGCUUAACUCUGAAGAGCUACUGGAUGGUGUUCUUGAAUCUGAUGAUGAUGAAGAUGAAGAUGAUGAAGAGGACCACGACACCAUGGAACCCGAUCUGGACAAAGACGAGCUGAUCCAGCCCCAGCUUGGAGAACUCUCAGGGGAGAAGCUCCUGACCACGGAGUACCUGGGAAUCAUGACCAACACGGGCAAGACCACGGCCAAGCAGCGGAAGGGCCCAGCUGCCGUGCAGUGGAGCGCAAACCAGCCCCUGUGCCGGCCCGUCACUCCCUGCGGCCACAGGACCGGAUACCCAGUGCUGGAAGAUGAUCUCAUUUCUCCCCAGAUGUCCCCACAGGCCAGAAGUGGCCGCUUCCAGCCCCUGUCAAAUGCUAAUCUCCCGGCACACAAAGUGGGGAAGCCUGUCUCUUGGGGCUCUGGUGUCUCCACCUCAGCCCUUCACGACACCAAGCCAGGAGACUGGUUGUCGCCAGGACUCCCAGAAGCGCCUCGCCCACCCCCUGCAGGAGCCUCAAGCCAGGAUCCGGGCAGUGGAGAGACCGCCAGGUAGGGAUGGGGGUGUCACGAGGGCGCCAUGGUGAGGGCAGAGCCAUGGUGGGUGUGGGGAGAUGCAGGAGUUCUGGGGGGCUCCUGGAGGCCCUGCAGAGGACAGAGGAACAUCGGGUUGGCUCUGAAUGUGGGGCCAGUGGAGUAGACAGCACACCUGGUAACCUUCAACAGGACCAGGGCCCAAGGAAGGGAGCCUGCUUUGCAGAAACCAGAGUUAUCAGACCUGAUAGAGAGGAACAUGUAAACAUGCCCGAAGGACUAGUUCUGUUAGGGGACUGUUAGGGGACCUUGAAGCCCUGGUGGCACAAGAGUUAAGAGCUCAGCUGCCAUUAUAGUGGCUAUGAGUGGGAAUCAACUCCACAGUAAUGAGUUUGGUUUUGGGGGGUUAAGGGACUGUUUUAUAAUGGGAGUUCCUGGGUGGAGCAAACAGUUAACACAGUUAAUUUGCUCAGCUGCUAACACAAAGGUUGAAGGUUCAAGUCCACCAGAGGCACCUUGGAAGAAAGUCCCAGCAAUGUACUUUGAAAAAUCAGCCACUGAAAACCCUAUGGAGCACAAUUCUACUCUGACACACAUGGGGGUCGCCAUAAGUGAGAAUCAAAUCCACAACCUCUAGUUUUUUAGGUGAACGUGUUCAG
Molecule: messenger RNA, 2979 nt
Organism: Loxodonta africana (African savanna elephant)
Lineage: Eukaryota; Metazoa; Chordata; Mammalia; Proboscidea; Elephantidae
Gene: ARMC9
Product: armadillo repeat containing 9
Exons: 23
Coding region: 87-2342 (751 amino acids)
Biological process (GO): cilium assembly
Cellular component (GO): ciliary basal body; ciliary tip; centriole
Molecular function (GO): protein binding
Source: RefSeq, a predicted model, not a curated record